Molecule: messenger RNA, 1050 nt
Organism: Boleophthalmus pectinirostris (great blue-spotted mudskipper)
Lineage: Eukaryota; Metazoa; Chordata; Actinopteri; Gobiiformes; Gobiidae
Product: proepiregulin-like
Exons: 5
Coding region: 169-657 (162 amino acids)
Biological process (GO): positive regulation of mitotic nuclear division; positive regulation of cell population proliferation; epidermal growth factor receptor signaling pathway
Source: RefSeq, a predicted model, not a curated record
AGGAGAGCAUCCCAUGAGUGUGUCACCACACCCACCACAAAGAAGAGUUGAGGUUUGCACAUCCCGCCGCAGACAAAAGCGUGUCCUCAGCCUUGAGUCCGCUAAUAGUUUUAUUACAGUCUGAGUUGGUUUAGUUAAAGCGUCUGCCUGCGUCUUUUCAACUAGACUAUGAGGAAUAAGCAACUCUCCGUGCUCUUGUCAUUCAUCUAUGCUGUACUUCUCUGGCCUCCUACACAGACCAAAAACACCCCUCCCAGAGUAUCCACAGGAGAUGUCACCUAUGCAGUGUCCUCGCCAGGUGAUACCUUUGACCCAGAGCACGAGAGAGGGCGCCCUCAUGUGGCGAAAAGAUCCAUACUGAGCUGCGACACUUCGUUUGAUAACUACUGUCUUAAUAAUGGCCAGUGCAUGUUUAUAGUGGACUUAAAUGAGAAUCAUUGCAAAUGUGAGCUGGGUUACCUGGGCAGUCGCUGUGAGCAGCCACAGCUGGUCGUCAAGCCCAUGAAGCAGGAAGAGCUGGCUCUGAUCAUUGUCUGUGUUGUUCUGGUGAUUUUAGGCCUCGCUGGAGCCCUCUAUUUCUUCUGCAAAUGGUACAGAAGAAAGCAACUUCCUCAACAGCAGAAGCGACUGAGAUACACUGCAGUGCAGAUCGCUUAAACCUAUGGGAUACCACUUCAACCCUACACCCACCAUUUCAAUUAGUCUAACUUUAAUGAAUUACAACAGGAUGUUUUAGUUUCUAUCUACAUUUUAUUUAUUGAGUCUUAAUAUAAUAUGACUUGCUGCAAAAAUGAAUGUAUUAUAAUUUAUUACAUUUUUAUUCACAUUCACAAAAAUGUGCAAAGUGUCAAAGACGUGUGUAAUUUUUGGAUUCUUUUCAGUUUGUUUUGAUGUUCUUGAUCGUUGGCAAGGUUACAGUUUUGGCUGCUUGAGAUUGUACUACUAAAAUUCAAGAAUUUUACAAAAUGUGACUAAUAAAUGAAAAAUAUGUAUCACUUAUGUGUAAUUUGAACAAUCGGCGCAUUAAAUAAUGCCACAUGCAACAAAUAA